This is a messenger RNA of Orcinus orca (killer whale), 3050 nucleotides long. RefSeq names its product golgi transport 1B (gene GOLT1B). The record is from RefSeq and is a predicted model, not a curated record. Gene Ontology annotation, biological process: retrograde transport, endosome to Golgi; endoplasmic reticulum to Golgi vesicle-mediated transport. Gene Ontology annotation, cellular component: membrane; endoplasmic reticulum. The coding region runs from base 135 to 551 and encodes 138 amino acids. Lineage: Eukaryota; Metazoa; Chordata; Mammalia; Artiodactyla; Delphinidae. The transcript has 5 exons.
GGUGUGGGCGGCUGCGUGUUUCCGGAAGACGUGGCGGCUUUCGCCUGGGUUGUUUCCCGGCUUCGUUCUCUCGACUUUGCUUCACACCCUGGCCGCUCCGAGGUGCUAUCGACGCCGCCCUCACCCCUGCAGCCAUGAUCUCCUUAACGGACACACAGAAAAUUGGAAUGGGAUUAACAGGAUUUGGAGUGUUUUUCCUGUUCUUUGGAAUGAUUCUCUUUUUUGACAAAGCACUACUGGCUAUUGGAAAUGUUUUAUUUGUGGCUGGCUUGGCUUUUGUAAUUGGUUUAGAAAGAACAUUCAGAUUCUUCUUCCAAAAACAUAAAAUGAAAGCUACAGGAUUUUUCCUGGGUGGUGUAUUUGUAGUCCUGAUUGGUUGGCCUUUGAUAGGCAUGAUUUUCGAAAUUUAUGGAUUCUUUCUCUUGUUCAGGGGCUUCUUUCCUGUGGUUGUUGGAUUUAUUAGAAGAGUGCCAGUCCUUGGAUCACUCUUGAAUUUACCUGGAAUUAGAUCAUUUGUAGAUAAAGUCGGAGAAAGCAACAAUAUGGUAUAACAACAAGUGAAUUGAAGACUCAUUUAAAAUAUUGUAUUAUUUAUAAAAUCCUUUGAAGAAUAUUCAGCACAAAAUUAAAUUACAUGAAAUAGCUUGUAAUGUUCCUUACAGAAGUUUAAAACGUAUAGCCUACAGAGUAGCAACAGCAGUUAACAAAGAAGCAGUGAAAACAGACUUCUAACCAAGUCAUCUAAGAAGUCAGCAAGCAAACCGAAGGAGAUGAAAUCUAUGUUACAAUGCAUAUUGAAACUCUUGAAGGGGAUUUUUACUGUUUUUCCACAAUGUGUGAAACACAGCCAUCCUUAGAGAACUGUAGUGCCUGUUUCUUUUCUUUUUAUUUUGAAGAUGCAAGCACACCCAUAGGCAUUUGCUUUUUAGAACUGUAAUGUCCUCUGCAGCAGCGAAAAUAUUUCCAGUUGCACUGUGUCUCUGAAAGUGGUGCAUGAGUUAGAUUGGAUUAUGUCAUCGUGAUAUAUUAAAACCAGGAAAACCCAGUGUUGACGUAUGAAUCACUUUUUUUCUUUCUCUUUUUUUUUUUUUUGGUAAACGUAUGGUUAAAAUAAAACUUUUGUGGUUCUUCUGAAUCUUAAUAUUUUAAAGCCAGAUGAAAAUCUGAACUAGAUAUUCUUUGUUGGAAUAUGCAAAGGUCAUUCUUUACUAGCUUGUAGUUUCUAAGUUAUAGCUGACUCAGCACUUUUUCUUUCAGGAACACAUUCUGGAAGUCCUCAUACUUCUUGGGACUCUCACGUGAGCAUCUGUAUCUUUCAUGACAUGUAAGCAUUUAACAAAAAAAGCAUUCUUGGUGAUGUAGGAGUCUGUUACCUAGCUCAUUUCAUUGAAUAGUUUGUUAUUUAAGAUACUACAUGAUGCAGCCCAAAUGGAUAUUUCCAUGUUGUGAUCCAGUUUUUCUUUUUCUUUUAUUUUUUACAAUUUAGUGGUGAUUUAUUAUUUUGCUUUUCAUAAAAUUACUACUGGUAAUAUUUACUUUAAGAUGUACAGUGUUAAAAGGUUAAACUUACAGCUGUUUUUUAAGGGCUAUUUACAUAAGCCAAGUUUUCCCUUCUUUUCAGCUUUUUUCAUAACAAAAAUCAAUAUGCAUAAUGUGUGUUUCAUAUGAUCACUCUUCAUUUGAGUUCAUGGAGAGAAUAUCUGAGUUCACAUACUAAAUUAUUUUGCUGUAAUUAAACUGGCUAUAGUUCUGAAAAACAUGACACUACAAAAAUGAUGUGUUGUCUUUUCUACUGUUGCUGCUUGACAGGCAGUAGGAAACAGUAGUUGUUUCUUCAUUAGUAGUUUUCCAAGGUGGCACCCUUUUGAUAGAUGUAGGAAGACAUUUCAAGAGUCAUAGUACUAUUUGUUUUACCACUAAUGAUUAUACUAUUUACUCUUUUUUUUAACAAUUGCAAAGCUUUUUAAUGUAUAAAAUCAUAAUUGAAAUUUGUGAUUUUUAUUGACAAAUGUGUCUACGAAAUAUAUUACAGCCUAUGUUAUUUUUAGUUAAAUCUCUUGAUGCACAGAGAAGUUCCAACCUUGCUCAUCUAAAGAAGGAAGGACUUGGUAGAUAGUCUAAUGGUUCAGCCUUGUGGAUUACUGUCUUUUUGGUACUGGCAUUUGACUUAUAAUCUGUGAAAACAGAUGACAUUGACAAAAUGAGACUCCUACCUCAAUAGUUCAUGGAAUAAUAAGAAACCUAGUGUUGUGUCUAAUGUUCUUCAAAAAAGUAAUAUCCUCACUUGGAGAGUGUCAAAUAUAUACAUAUUUUGGGGAUUGACUUAUACAAGUUGCCCUGUAGGACUCUGUUAUACAUAUUUUUGACUGACCCGUAUUAUUUACAGUGGCUAGAUAAUUCUACCUUUUUAAAGCAAGAACAGUAUCUGUUAAUGUAUGGAACAUCUGUAUUAUUUAGCUCCUUUGUAGACAUGAAUUUCUAUCAAAAUAUUCUUUGCACUGUAACAGAGAUCUCUUUUUCAGCAAUCUUAUUUCAGAAAGCAUUAUUAGACAUGUGUAAAGGAUGUGAUAAUCUCCCAGUCCUUAGUAAGAGUCAGAGGCUUGGAGCAGUUUUCAGCUUUAAAUGAGUCCACAGUUUAUCUCAGAUGUGAGUUUGGGACUGCUUGGCAGCAUUGUAUGUUUCUUAUUCAGAACCAUUGAUGAGGCUCUAUUUUUAAACAUACUUGUCUUCUGACAGAAAGGACUGUACAUCAUAUUGUUUCUUCCUUUCCACAAUUAGCCUUCUGUCUUUGUGACAAAAAACAUUCUCUGAUUAUUGCUAUAAAGACGGAGGAGAAGGUCUAAUACUACUUAGCCUUAAGUGUUUCUGGCAUUGUUCAAAUGUAUUUUCUGUAAACAGAAACCUAUUUGGAAUGUUUUCCUUUUCCCCUUAUAAAUUGUAAUUCCUGGAAUACUGCUGCUUUUAAAAGUCUCACAGAUUAUAUGAUCUAACAGUUGAAUAUUGUAAAUACACUUGUCUUACUUCUCAAUAAAAGGGUACUUUUCUAUUAA